UGCAUACUAUUUAUUCAAUAUCCUACGUACAAUACGCCUGCGAUCUUAUUCCUUUUUUUAUACCGUUUUAACCGAACGCCAGGGAAAGAUUUUUUGUGCUGCUUACAGCAAUGGCAUUACGAUUUAACAUUCUUACAUUAUUAUUAUUACUUAGCGUAAUAUUAGUGUUAUCUGCGAAAACUUCAGGAAACACGAGAAAGAAGAGACCUAAGCCACCGAAGCUCAGUGACACGAACCCGUUUCUUCAGAAAACAGAAUUGAAUAUUUCUAGUACAACCGAUACAGGUUCUAGUGGAAAUAAUUUUACAGAAAUAUAUACUUCAAAUGAUCUAAACACUAAGAUACAUUCACGACAGAAGACGUCUGCAGAGAGAAUUUCAAGUGAAAUAGAUUUAUAUACAGAUUCAUAUACAGAUUCAAGAUUAAAGUCAGAACUUAAGUGUGAAGAAUAUCGAAGACAAUUUUCAAGUACAAAAGGCUCAUUAUCUUUGGUGGGUGCAAAUUCAGAGGUAAUCAAGUUAACUAAUGACAAUUGCAACAGUAUGAACCCUCUUGUUGUUGGAGGUGUUCGUGCUUCCCCUGGAGAAUUUCCUCAUAUGGUUGCUCUAGGUGUAAGAGGUACAGAUGGAACAUUUAGCCUUACUUGUGGUGGUACUUUAAUUGCACCAGAAUGGGUACUUACUGCAGCACAUUGUACUCAUGGGCCCAAAAGUCCCACUCAUGCCCGUAUGGGUUUUAAUAAUUUGAACGACAAUCAGAAAGGUAUCAUAACUGGAAUUAAGAGGGUACUACGUCAUCCAAAGUAUAAACCUCCUACUCUACAUGCUGACAUAGCUCUUAUAAAGUUAAAUACAGUUAUUGUUUUCAACAAAGAUAUAAGACCUGCUUGUCUGUACCAGCAAUAUGAUACUGUUCCUACACAAGCAUGGGUUAGUGGCUGGGGUCUUACUGAAUUUGAUAAUGAAGAAAAUAGUGAUCAACUACAAAAGGCCCUUCUUGAUAUUGUGGAUAAUGUAGCUUGUGCAAUAACAUACAGACAACAAAGUAAACUACCAUAUGGAAUAACACCAAGUAUGAUUUGUGCGGGAGAUUCUCGUGGUGGUUGGAAGAAAGAUGCUUGUCAAGGAGAUUCGGGAGGUCCGCUACAAAUACUCCAUCCGUCAAAUUGCAUGUUUCAAGUAUUAGGCAUUACCAGCUUUGGAGAUGGAUGUGCGUUCAUCAAUACACCCGGAGUAUAUACCAGAGUAGCGCAUUACCUUAAUUGGAUAGAAGAGAAUGUUUGGCCGUAAAUUUAGUUUCAUAAUAUCAAUGUACA
This is a messenger RNA of Habropoda laboriosa, 1315 nucleotides long. RefSeq names its product serine protease snake. The record is from RefSeq and is a predicted model, not a curated record. Bases 111 to 1289 code for a protein of 392 amino acids. NCBI's taxonomy places the organism in Eukaryota, Metazoa, Arthropoda, Insecta, Hymenoptera, Apidae. Gene Ontology annotation, biological process: proteolysis. Gene Ontology annotation, molecular function: serine-type endopeptidase activity. The transcript is spliced from 6 exons.